Setaria italica (foxtail millet) is the source of this 1206-nucleotide messenger RNA. RefSeq names its product PRKR-interacting protein 1. The record is from RefSeq and is a predicted model, not a curated record. The coding region runs from base 225 to 791 and encodes 188 amino acids. The transcript has 4 exons. Gene Ontology annotation, biological process: negative regulation of protein kinase activity. Gene Ontology annotation, cellular component: nucleolus. Gene Ontology annotation, molecular function: protein kinase binding; double-stranded RNA binding; protein kinase inhibitor activity. Lineage: Eukaryota; Viridiplantae; Streptophyta; Magnoliopsida; Poales; Poaceae.
CCUUCCCCUCCGGAUCGAAUCCUCCACGACUCCACGGCGCGGGGAGAGCUAGCGGCGCGGGGGAGAGCUGGCGGCGCGCGAGGCGGCGGCGCAAGGUGACGGCGUGGCGGCGCGGCGCACCCCAACGGCGACCCUCUCCGCCGUCUUCUCACCGGUGAUGUUGAGGCCGGGCCUCGUGCUUGUGGUGUCCCUAUUGUGCCUGGUGUGAUCUGCAGUCGUUUGAGAUGCAGAUUGAAAGACAAGUAGAGUUGUAUCCUGCAAUGACAACUCCGAGCAGAGAUAGCAACAUGCAGCAGCUAGUCCCUAUAGCACCACCAGGAAAGGCUUCUGGCAGUGACACUGGGAAGGAGCUGGUUGUGGUUGAUCCUGCAGGAAAGGGCUCAGGAGGAGUAAAACUGCGAGAGGAUGAGGAGGACCUGGAGGUGAAGCUGAGGCGCAUCAUGGAGAAUGUCCCUGUUCGUGUCAGUAACACAUCAGGGUCAUCUGCUGGAUCUGGCUCUGGUGAUUUCCACCAGUAUCGGCAAAUGAGGAGGAGAGAGCAGGACCGGCUAUCACGAAUGGAUGCUGACUACCAAAAGAGGAAAGAGAUGGCUGAGUUCGAAUUGCGGAGGGAGGAGAGGCUUAAAGCAGCUGAGGAGCGGACAGCCAAGAAGCGCCUGAAACGCCAAAAGAAGAAGCAGCGGAAGAAAGAGAAGCGAACUAAAACUAGUAAUGGUGGUGAAGAACCUAACAGAGUGGAGUCAUCUGAUGAUGAAGAAGGUUCAGAUGACGAUGACAAGUCUAAGCAAUGAUCCUUCAAUUACAUUUGAAGAUGCUUUUAGACUCCAGGUCACCAUUCAGACGGAGCACCGCUUGCUUGUUGAAGAAGAAAGCAUGUGCGUUCCUCCCUGGUUGGCUGUGGACAAUGAACUAGCAUCUGGUAUGCCUGUUGUAAUAGGCUAAUGCCUGUUGUAAUAGGCUAAGACAGGUCCUGUGUCUGUUAGAGGAUAUAACAUUUUGAGCAGAGAUGGGACGCAUUAGAAAGUUUGCUGUUUGUGUUCCUCGUUCGGAGAAUGCCUUGUAUCAGUACCUUUUGAUCAGCUAUAACAUUUUGGGCAGCGAUGGAGAGCACUAGAUAGUUUACUGUUAGUGUUCCUCGAUCAGAGAAUUGCCAUGCAUUUGUAAACUUCAUCUCCAUAUUUUAUGCAUCUGCAUGUAUUUGUAUCA